This is a messenger RNA of Colletotrichum tamarilloi, 930 nucleotides long. RefSeq lists its product as uncharacterized. The record is from RefSeq and is a predicted model, not a curated record. NCBI's taxonomy places the organism in Eukaryota, Fungi, Ascomycota, Sordariomycetes, Glomerellales, Glomerellaceae. Bases 1 to 930 code for a protein of 309 amino acids. The transcript has 4 exons.
AUGCCCACCUUCUUGAGAGGCGCCGGCGCCAACUUGGACGCAUGCCGUAGAGGAGUGCGAAGAAACCUCAAUCGACUGUACCGUCGCGUCUUGGGACGAGAUGAUUCCCCUCAGCGGGAUGAGGAUGUUCAGCAGAGAGGUCGCGUCGCCAACCCACUCGUCAUCCUCGUCGUGGAAAUUCUCGCGACCGACUUCUCCGUAUCUAAAGCCACGGUUGCUCAACUCGCUUUGGGCUUUGUGUACGGCGUUUCAAUUAGCACCCUCCAUCUGCUGAUGGAUUGCCGAACUCGUUUGAGAACGGUCCUCACACUAGCGGGCGUGGUGCCCGCGGCGGUAUACCUCUUCCCUGGCGGCCCGACGCUGCACGUUGUACCUAUGAUCAUUGUCUCCGCUGCGGCGGGGACUCAGAUGCAACACUGUCUUCAUGUUCGGAAUCGCCAGAGGACCUUCGAUUCGGUCCUGCGACCUCAGAGCUCGGUGGAAUGUCUCUUGGUGGCUUGGUUGAUUGCCGUUGGAGGCAACGCUAAACAAGUCAGCCACUUUAUCCAAGCCGGUGCGGUGCUUUUCUUCGAUGUCCUCUCUUCGUCGAUCGCCACCAGGUCUUUGACGACAUUCUUUCUUCGAGUGGUCUUGGUGACAUUGGCGUUGGCAUCCUUGGUACAGCAAUUCGUGCCUGCCUCUACACCCAAGAAUCUGGGGCGCCGAGGUGAGGUUGCAGGUUCUUCUCAAGGGCAGGAAGGUUGGCCCAGGGCUGAAGUCCUGGCGGUGAUCGGCUUUUUUGUGACCCCGGGCAUAGCCAUGUUCUACAAGGAUGAGGACGAGGAGAACUCUGGGGCAAAUGGCUUUCUUCCUCUUGAGAACAAUGAGCUUCCGGUGUGGGUCAAUAUUGAAGAAGAGCUCCGAGCUGGGGUUGAGCAGUGGAAGGACUGA